AGUCUCUGUGUUUGGGAAGGUAAAAAAAAAAAAUGAAAAAGUGUUUAAUAUGUAGAUUUCCAUAUUCUCCAAUUUGUGGCCGCAGUUUUCACAAAUUUCCUUCUAAUGUAGACAUGCAGGGCAAAUGGCUAAAAGCCCUAAACUUGUCAACUUUACCAAAUUUGAAAACCAGCUACAUCUGCAGUGAUCACUUCUCAGAACACAAUUUUUAUGACUGUGAAGAGUCCAGAAAAAAACCGAAACUACUGAGAGAUGCCAUCCCUCAAAUUUUCAACACCAGUUUAACAAACGAUGAGGAGUUGCGUGAGGUGGUUAGUGAACAGAGUAUGAAGCUUGAUGUUUGUAUCACUUCAUCCGCACGUCAAGCUGUGACAAAUUCAGUGGCGGAUGGCUUCAAUGAAGAUGUAACAAAAAUUUCUCAAGAAAGCUCUGGUGUUCCCAUUGCUGCAGAUGAUAUUAAGAAAGAAGUCUUACAGUGCAGUGCAGAAAGCUCUGAUGUUCCCAUUGCUGCAGAUGAUAUUAAGAAAGAAGUCUUACAGUGCAGGGCAGAAAGUUGUGAUGUUCCCAUUGCUGCAGAUGAUAUUAAGAAAGAAGUUUUACAGUGCAGAGCAGAUGAAAAUGCCAUGAAUUACGUCGACAUGGAUAUAAUCGACUCUAAUAUCUCGACUGAAGUAACACAGUCAUAUACACCCACACCUGCAUGGACAAACGAGCCUGGGCGUACAACACUUAACAGCCCAACGAUGAAAAGAAAAAAAGUUAUAUUAAAUGGUAAAAUUGUCAAAAAAGUGAAAUUUAGAGUGGGUCCACGAACAGAGUACUUCUCAAGAAAUGAUUGCAUAUCAGAUGAGGCUUGGCAAAAGUUUUUGCAGCUGUAUCGACAACAGGAACUACGAAUUGCAGCCAUUAGAAACCAGAACUGCCGAAAACAAAAAAAAAUUGACAGUUUAAGCAGUUUGAUUCAAAAUUUAAAAGCAAAGGGGGCAGAUUCUGUUGCUUCGUACGUUAAGGAUUUACCGCAACAUGUUCAGGACCUCAUCAUCAGAAUGAAAAACGGGAAGACAUCGUCGAAGCCAUCCUGAAAUCAUUACCUUGCAUUCAAACUUUGAAUAAGUGAUUAAAAAACUGCCUUUCAACCAGGAAUCUCUCACGAAGUUAUUUGAAAACUGUCAGAAAUAGUUACUGAACAAGCUCAAACAAGGAAAAAAGUUUAUUUUUAGUUUGACAUUCGACGAAAUGGAAAUAAAGCAGCACGAGAAGUGGGACAGCGUUACAUACUCUUUUAAAGGUCUUGUGGACUUGGAGGGUCAGUUAUCAGAAGUAGAUGGACAGGAUAGCAGCCAAACUGCUUUCACAGUUUUUGUUUUUGUACUUGUCUGUUUAAAUGGUGCUUUCAAAGCAGCUGUGCACAUUAUCUGAUACACUCUCUGAAUGGGAUUGAGAAAUCCAUUCUUAUCAAAGAUUUAUUGUUACACUUAUAAGAAAAGUAUAUAACUGUUGUUAAUUUGACGUUUGAAGGAGACGUCGCACACAAGACCGCCUGCGAAAAUUUGGGAGCUAAUUUGAACUACAAAAA
Messenger RNA from Chrysoperla carnea, 1576 nucleotides. RefSeq lists its product as uncharacterized. NCBI's taxonomy places the organism in Eukaryota, Metazoa, Arthropoda, Insecta, Neuroptera, Chrysopidae. Bases 33 to 1082 code for a protein of 349 amino acids. The record is from RefSeq and is a predicted model, not a curated record. Gene Ontology annotation, molecular function: sequence-specific DNA binding. The transcript is spliced from 5 exons.